Molecule: messenger RNA, 2262 nt
Organism: Colletotrichum tamarilloi
Lineage: Eukaryota; Fungi; Ascomycota; Sordariomycetes; Glomerellales; Glomerellaceae
Product: subtilase
Exons: 6
Coding region: 1-2262 (753 amino acids)
Biological process (GO): proteolysis
Molecular function (GO): serine-type endopeptidase activity
Source: RefSeq, a predicted model, not a curated record
AUGCGCUGCCUUUGGAUCUUGUCCGCCCUCGCCUGGGUCGCCGAGGCCGCCGCUCAAGACAUCACCGACGACGACUCUCCAAAGAUUGAAGCACACCGCUUCAUCAUCGAAUUCGCCAGCGCAAGAAUCCGCGUCCUCAAAACCUUUGACUCGCCACUCUUCUCCGGCGCGAGUCUAGAAACAAACAACCACUCCCUCGAAUCCCUCCUCAUCCUCCCAGACAUCGUAGCCGUCUGGCCCAACAUGCAGGCAUGCCUCAUCGCCCCCGUCAAGCGCCAAGUCGCAGUCGACCCCACCGCGGCAGCAGCGCACGCAGUACACUGGGCCACGGGCGUCGAUGAACUCCACCAACAAGGCGUCCGCGGGCAGGGCGUGAAAGUCGGCAUCGUCGAUACGGGCGUAUGGUACAAGCACACCGCCCUCGGCGCGGGUUUUGGCCCCGGGUUCAAGGUUGCCGGCGGCCGGGACCUCGUCGGGGACGGGUGGGUCGUCGGCACCGAGAAGAAGCCCGAUGCGGACCCGGCUGAUGAGCAAGGGCACGGGACGCAUGUCGCGGGGAUCCUUGCCGGGGAGGAUGUUUCUACCGGGUGGGUUGGCGUUGCGCCUGAUGCGAGUUUGUAUUCGUAUAAAGUCUUUGGUCCGGGUGAUGGGACGGAUCAAGCGACUAUUAUCGAUGCGUUCCUCCGCGCGUACGAGGAUGGGAUGGAUGUUAUUACUGCUAGUAUCGGCGGUCGAGGGGGAUUCGCGAGUAAUGCCUGGGCUGUCGUUGCGAGCCGGAUCGCUGCUGAGGGCGUGGUCGUCACCAUUGGCGCCGGGAACUCGGGGAACGGAGGGGCGUACUACGCCAGCACGGGGAGUUCGGGCGAGCAUGUGCUCAGUGUUGCGAGUGCGGAGGUGAAGCGCGAUGAGGUGACGGGAGGAGGUAUCCUGCGGCCGUCGUAUUUCACGAGUUGGGGCGGGUUAUAUGAUUUGUCUGUCAAACCUGAUGUUGCUGCGCCAGGGACGGAUGUGUUUAGUACGUGGCCUGGUGGGGAUGAUAAUGAGUUUGUGUUGCUGUCUGGGACGAGUAUGGCUACACCUUAUGUUGCUGGUGUUGCAGCGUUGUAUAUCUCUAAGCAUGGCGGGAGGAGUGUUCACGGCAAGGGGUUUGCGAGGGACCUAAGUAUGAGGAUCAUCUCAACGGGGGCCUCGUUACCGUGGUUGUUGUAUAGUGGCGAUGCGGAUGAGGCGUAUCGGGCCCCGUCGCAGCAGGUUGGUGGUGGGCUUGUUGAUGCGGCCAAGGUUGUUGGAUAUCGAACGAGCUUGGAGCUGACGAGGUUUGGGCUGAAUGAUACUGCCAACUUCCGCGCGAAUCAAGGGGCCCUGGUCAGGAAUGGGGGGAAUGAGACGGUGAGGUAUAGCUUCGAGGUUGAGCGUUGGGCUGGGGUUGAGAUGCUCAAGGCUUUUGACGGACGGGACCCGGGAGAGACGCCAAGGAUUAAGUAUAGGGCAGAGAUUGUGCCUAGUAAUAUCUCGGCGAGGGUUACGGUGCCGGAGGAGUUUGUGUUGGGUCCUGGAGAGGAGAGACGAGCAGAAUUCAUCUUUGAGGCGCCAGAGGGGGUUAAUCAAACAGCGCUUCCGGCCUACGGCGGUCGUCUCUUGGUCAAGAGCAACAACGGGGAGACUGUCUCCGUUCCCUAUCAAGGAUUGGCUUUCAACUUGCAAGAGCAGAUGGAGAGUCCCUUCCAUGGAACAUACCCGUGGUUGAGGUCAACAAGCGCGUACAGCAAUAAAACAACCUUCAACUUUGAACUGGCUAGUGGUAUACAAGACUUUCCCAUGAUGUUCAUGAAGGUCAAAUGGGGCACAAGAGAGGUUCGGUGGGAUAUUUAUGGAUCCGACUUUGACGAGGCCAGAGACUGGGAAUACCCUCCCGUGUCCGGACAACGAGGCUACAUCGGCGCAGCCACAUCCUGGGCCUCUGCCGGUAAGACGUCGAGCUUCAACCCCGCUCGUCACAACGCCAGCGAUACUUUCUCGUUUCCAGAGACGGAUGUCGCGAGAAACGCACUGACGACGGGCGGGUUUACGACAGCGUACUAUUGGUUUGGCAAGUUGGGCGACGGAAGUGUCAUGGCACCGGGCAAUUACACAAUGAGGUUUGCGGUGCUGCUACCAUUUGCUGAUCCCCAGCUAAGUGAGAGCUGGAAGGGGUUGACGACCAAGUUCACAGUCUUGCCGAAAAUUGGGAACAGCACGAUCAAUAGAAGGGGAUUCUGGUGA